Molecule: messenger RNA, 1159 nt
Organism: Rubroshorea leprosula
Lineage: Eukaryota; Viridiplantae; Streptophyta; Magnoliopsida; Malvales; Dipterocarpaceae
Source: the annotation of a GenBank genome assembly
CCAAUUUUUCUUCCCCAAAUUCUGAGUUUCCCUCCCCUUAUAGACCUAAGUAUUUCCGUCUCCCUCCUAAAUCUCCAAAAUUUGGAAUCGAUUUUCCUAAAACUCAAAAACCCAUUCGAACCUAACUGCAAAAUUCAAAAGAUCGACUCUAAUCCAUCAAUGACAUGAGGUCAGUAGAAGGUUUCUAGCGGAGGAGAGGUAGUGGCGUGCUGCUUGGCUAAGUGAAAAGGAGGCUUCUGUUGAGGAUCUGGUGGCAAAGAGGUAGUGGCAUUACUGAGAGAAGAAGAAGGUUGAAGAAUUUGCUCCAAAAAUUCAACAGAUCAAGAACAACGCAGCGAAGAGAUAAAGCUGUCUUAUGACUUGUAUCUGAAAGCUUUUUUCAUCACAAAGAUUGCAACAUAUUUCAUGCUGAUAGUCUGGUAUUGGAGGUCUCCUGUUGCUUCUGUCCCUCAGAACCUUCUGCAACCAUUUGGGAGGUUCUUAUCUUGGAAGGCUGGAGAUUCAUUGAAUGACAAGAUCAUGGUGAAGGGAUCUGACAAGAAAGGGAGGGUUUGCUGCUUAGGGAAGGUCCCAACUUUUAUGUGGUUAUCUCUGCAACUAAAAGGACCAAGUGAAGUUGGUAACAUAGGCAAAAGCACUUCAAUUGUUUCUGCACCUGGGUUUUCUGAAAGGCUAACAACCUCUGCAAUAAUUGAAAGAGUUCCAAGCAAAUGGCCACGUCGUGUAUGGCAUCCUCCAUGGAAGAACUGCAAGGUAAGAAGCUUGUACUUUAUGAUAGGGUGGAUGGUAAAAGAAUUGUUUGGGUAUUUUCUAAGUGUGAUAGUCAUAGCUAGUUGAAUAAUAAGUUUUGUUGAUCUUUUCUUUUUCUUCUUCUUUUUUAAAUGUCUUGGAGCUAAUAUAAGUAACAUAGAAUUUUCUUUAUUCACUUUGAUGAUUGGCAUAUACUUGUUAGCUUAAAAUUAGUUAUCAAAUUUUUUACAUCUACAUCUUUUGCAUCCACCCAGCUGAUUACUAUCCAACUUCAUUUUCAAUUAGUUAGUCAAAGUAAUGUUAGGUUUAGGCAUGCAUUACACGCAUCAGAACAUAGAAUUUUUUUUUUUUUUUGGGUCAACCAUAUCAGAACACAGCUAGUUUGUAAAGAUAAAGGUCUAUACCCACG